CACGAAUAGGCUUUUGGGUGUUGUGGUCCGUCCUACUUAUAAAAGGCCGGGCCAAUGCUCUCGAUCUUUCUUUUCCGUCUUGUGAGGCUUGCCGUGGGCAAUUGAGUCGUCAUGCCCGUUGCUAGAACCUGGGUGUGUAGUAAGACGUACGUCACUCCGAGGCGACCAUUUGAGAAGUCGCGACUCGACCAGGAGCUUAAACUUAUUGGAGAAUAUGGGCUCCGCAACAAGCGUGAGGUGUGGAGGGUGAAGUUCACUCUGGCAAAGAUCCGCAAGGCUGCCCGAGAGCUCCUUACGCUUGACGAGAAAGACCCGAAGCGGCUUUUCGAGGGCAAUGCUUUGUUGCGGCGUCUGGUGCGCAUUGGAGUGCUUGAUGAAGGCAAAAUGAAGCUCGAUUAUAUCUUGGGAUUGAAGGUAGAAGACUUCUUAGAAAGACGUUUGCAGACCCAGGUCUUCAAGUUAGGCUUGGCAAAGUCUAUUCAUCAUGCCCGAGUGUUAAUCAGGCAGAGACACAUCCGUGUCCGCAAGCAGGUUGUCAAUAUUCCAUCUUUCGUUGUCCGGCUGGACAGCCAGAAGCAUAUAGACUUCUCCUUACGAUCACCAUAUGGUGGUGGCAGGCCUGGACGUGUGAAGAGAAAGAAUGCCAAAAAGGGACAAGGUGGAGCUGGAGGAGCGGAUGAUGAAGAGGAAGAUUAAACAAAAAUGUGAAUUCCGUCACCUGUUGUAUGAAUGAUGGAAUGUUAAAUGUAAAAUAAACAUUUUUUG
Erpetoichthys calabaricus (reedfish) is the source of this 765-nucleotide messenger RNA. It is a transcript of the gene rps9, whose product is annotated as ribosomal protein S9. Bases 112 to 696 code for a protein of 194 amino acids. The record is from RefSeq and is a predicted model, not a curated record. Gene Ontology annotation, cellular component: cytosolic small ribosomal subunit. NCBI's taxonomy places the organism in Eukaryota, Metazoa, Chordata, Cladistia, Polypteriformes, Polypteridae. Gene Ontology annotation, molecular function: rRNA binding; structural constituent of ribosome. Gene Ontology annotation, biological process: translation; positive regulation of translational fidelity. The transcript is spliced from 5 exons.